Messenger RNA from Funneliformis caledonium, 948 nucleotides. The record is from the annotation of a GenBank genome assembly. NCBI's taxonomy places the organism in Eukaryota, Fungi, Glomeromycota, Glomeromycetes, Glomerales, Glomeraceae.
AUGAAACGCCUAAGAAGAAUUUUUCAUACAUAUUAUGCAUUGUUCCUGAAGUUACGUGUUAGAUCAUCUAAAAAGAUACAAAAUGAAGAAAAUAAUGAAUCUUCUAUAUCUUCUGAUAAUUCUUCAGAACAUAUUGAUAAUGUAGAAGACGUCUUGUAUGAUAAUGUUUCAGAACAUAUUAAUACAGAAAGUGUUGCUUCGACAGAAGAUGUCUUAUAUGAUAAUGUUUCAGAAUAUAUUAAUACAAAAAGUAUUACUUUGGUUAUUGAAGAAGAACUGAAGGUAAAGAGCUCUAACAGUUAUAUCUCAUCAGAAAUAACGAUAAAUAAGAAUUUUGAUGAGCAAAUGCAGGACUACCAAUUUCCGUAUAAACUGUUACUUAAUACUAAAGAAGAAGAAUUUUUCGAAGAUUAUGAUCUGUUAGAAAAAGAGUCUUCUGAUUUUAAAGGCUUCGAUAGAGAAUAUGAUCUAUAUUUUCCUAAUUUUACAUCAGCGAUACUCUUUAUUUGGAUUACCAAACAUAUGAUAUCAACCUCUGCAUAUGAAGAUCUUUUUAAGAUUCUUACUCAUUCUGAAUAUCGAAAAGAGGAUCUUACUGCAAAUAUUUGCCAGAUUCGUAAAUGGCAAGAUAGACUACUAUUAGUUAAAUAUAGUGAACUUUGGCAAAAUUCACCAAUGUUUGGAGAACAUGAAAUAGAAACCAACAAUAAAGUAGGCGAAUUUUUAGAAUACUGUAAACAAUCUUCAACAUUCAUAUGCCGUGUACAAAGUGUAGUAGUUGAUAAAACUAAUAAUAAUUCAUUUAAACUAAAAAUUGAUCGAAUUCUUUCGCAUGAGAAUCUUUCUAACUGCCGUUCAACAAAUAAUCGACAUACUCAUGAAAAUGGUAACGAAUUAUGGUUAGUUAAAGAUGAAGUAAAUUUAGUUGAUCUGGCGAAUAUAGAAUGA